Molecule: messenger RNA, 564 nt
Organism: Dictyostelium purpureum
Lineage: Eukaryota; Evosea; Eumycetozoa; Dictyosteliales; Dictyosteliaceae
Exons: 5
Coding region: 1-564 (187 amino acids)
Source: RefSeq, a predicted model, not a curated record
AUGUUAAAGAAAGUUUUAGCUUUAGCUGCUUUAGCCUUAGCUGGUGUUUCAGCUCAAUCAUAUUCAUGUCAACAAAUGCAAUCAUUAGCCUCACAAUAUUUCAGUGGUGCUACUGAAACCACCAUGGUUUGUAUUUCAUAUUAUGAAUCAUCAUGGAAUCCAAAUGCCCAAAAUCCAUCAGGUGCUUCAGGUUUAUGGCAAAUUAUGCCAGAAUUAUGUCCAAGUUGCACAACACCAAGUGAUUUAUUCAAUCCAGAUAUCAAUGCUCAAUGUGCUUCAGCCGUCUUAAACGCUCAAGGUUUAGAUGCUUGGACUACCUACAGCAAUGGUGAUUGUGAUGGUUGGAAUCAAUGUGGUACCUCAGGUACUUCAGGUGGUGGCUCAACAUCAGGUGGUUCAACAUCAGGUGGUUCAUCAAGCGGUUCAGGUUCAGGUUCAUCAAGCGGUUCAGGUUCAGGUUCAUCAAGCGGUAGCGGUUCAUCAAGUGGUAGUGGCUCAUCAAGUGGUAGCGGCUCAUCAAGUGGUAGUGGCAGCGGUAGCGGCAGUGGUUCUGGCAGCAACUAA